AUGUCCCUGCUGUGCGUGGGAGUGAAGAAAGCCAAACUGGAUGGACCCCAAGAGAAGUUCAACACGUACGUGACUCUGAAGGUACAAAAUGUGAAGAGCACAACCAUCGCUGUCAGGGGCGACUUGCCCAGCUGGGAGCAAGACUUCAUGUUUGAAAUUAGCCGCCUCGACCUGGGUCUGACAGUCGAGGUGUGGAACAAAGGGUUAAUCUGGGACACCAUGGUCGGCACUGUGUGGAUUCCCCUCCGUGGCAUCCGACAGUCAAAUGAGGAAGGUCCAGGGGAGUGGCUCACACUGGACUCUCAGGUCAUCAUGUCUGAUAAUGAGAUCUGUGGCACCAAAGAUCCCACUCUCCACCUGGUGCUACUCGACACACGCUUCGAGCUGCCUCUGGAUAUCCCAGAGGAUGAGGCAAGGUACUGGGCCAAAAAACUGGAGCAGAUCAACGCCAUGCGGGACCAAGAUUAUUCAUACCAAGAGGAACAGGAACGCCCUCUUCGUGCACCGAGCACCCAGUGCUAUGAGGAUCCAGACAGUGCUGUGGACGACAGGGACAGUGACUAUCGCAGUGAAACCAGUAACAGCAUCCCCCCUCCCUACUACAGCACAUCUCAGCCCAAUGCCUCUGUCCACCAAUAUCCCAUCAGCCACCAGCACCGCAGCUCCAGAAGCCCCUCUCACCCGCACUCGGGCAACAGCCAGGACCCUGAAUACAACAAUCAGAGGACUGUCAGCCCCACCGGGAGCUAUGCAUCGUCUGCAGAGUUGAGUCGGUGCAGCAGCCAGCUGAGUGAGGAGGAUUAUGGCGUUGAGUACGGAGAGAGGGACCCUUACGAUGAGAACGACUCGUACCACUCCUGCCAUUCCUCAGUCAGCUGCAGCAAAGGCUCUCCUGACUGGGACCCUGAUGAGACUCAGGGGGCGUACAGCGAUGAAGGUGGUUACAGCAAAGACGGAGGAGAGGAGGUGGCUCUGUACGAGGAGGAGGAUGCCGGACUGUAUGAGGGAGAAGAGGAUGGCCUCUAUGAGGAUGAGGAGAUGAUGUAUGAUGAUGAGGAUUUGUACAACUUGGAAGGGACUUUCAGUGAGGACAUGGAGCCUCCUUUCACUCCCACGCCAACGUCAACUGUCCCUCCAACUCUCGAUGUUCCUACCUCCAGACCUCCUCUUGAAAAACAGCCGACCCUCCACCAACAGCAGCCUGCUACUCAGCCCUCUAACCAAACAUCCAACCAGGCUCAUCCUCCUGGCGUGGCCGCAGCAGCACAGCCCCAAUCUGGUCAACCAACAGCCCAACCACCUAAACAGCCCCAAGCACAGCCACAGCCACAGCCAGCCCCAUCAGCAACUUCCUUCUUUUCAAUGGCCAACCCUCUUACAGCUGCAGUCACGGGCUUGGCCUCUUCUUUCCUCUCCUCGGUUCCCACCGCCCAGCCCGCCCAGUCUCAACCUCCAGCCUCUGCCGUAUCGCAACAGCACCAGUCUGUUGCAGCCAGCUCUGUCCCUCCAUCCCACCCGUCCACCGUGACUAACUCAGCCGCUCAGCACCCCUCCACCACCACGGGUCCCUUAUCCAAACAGAUCCCAGCAUCCGCAGAGUCCCAAUCCCAAUUCAGAGAUCCUGCCACCACACAGUUGGCUGCCCACAAGGACCAGGCUCCCCAGCUGGAGGAAGAACCAUGGCUAGAGGAGGAAAUGAUGUUGGAGAGUGAGGAAAGGACGCCCCCAGCCCAGUCGGAGGAGAUGCUCCCCAUGGAGGAGGAGGAGGAGCAGUUUGAAGAUAGCAGACCCCCGACACCAGAAGAGUUAGAAGAGAUACCACCUGAGAGCCCUCCAGUUAUAGAAGAGCCCAGAGAGCCAGUCGAUCCAGCAGUCAGAGCCAAACAGAAUUGGCUCAGGCUUUACAACAAGGUCUUAGAGCAGCUGCGGGAGGCUCGAGGAGAGACUUCCACCUCACUGUGGUUCGGUAAAGGAGGAAUGGGAGGGGCACUCUACAGCAUUGACAGCAUGCCUGACCUUCGCAAGAGGAAAGCCAUUCCUCUCGUCAGAGAUCUGUCUCUGGUGCAGAACUCUCGUAAAGCUGGCAUCACAUCAGCCAUGGCUUCCACCACUCUUGGAAAUGAAGAGUUGAAGAGCCAUGUCUAUAAAAAGACUCUACAGGCUCUGAUCUACCCCAUCUCCUCCACUACUCCUCAUAACUUUGAGGUGUGGACAGCCACCACCCCCACCUACUGCUAUGAAUGUGAGGGGCUGCUGUGGGGUAUCGCCCGCCAAGGCAUGCGCUGCUCCGAGUGCGGCGUCAAAUGCCACGAUAAGUGCCAGGACUUACUGAAUGCCGACUGUCUGCAGAGAGCUGCAGAGAAGAGCUCCAAGCACGGGGCUGAGGACCGCACCCAGAACAUCAUCAUGGUCCUGAAGGACCGCAUGAAGAUCAGAGAGAGGAACAAACCGGAGAUCUUUGAGCAGAUACAGGAAGUGUUUGCCCUCGACAAAUCAACACAUGCCACGCACAUGAAGCAGAUCAAGCAGAGUGUGCUUGACGGGACCUCAAAAUGGUCGGCAAAGAUCAGCAUCACUGUGGUGUGUGCUCAGGGCUUGCAGGCUAAAGACAAAACAGGCUCCAGUGACCCGUAUGUCACUGUUCAAGUUGGGAAGACCAAGAAGAGAACCAAGACUAUCUAUGGCAACCUCAACCCUGUCUGGGAAGAAAAUUUCCACUUCGAGUGCCAUAACUCGUCCGAUCGCAUCAAGGUCCGCGUGUGGGACGAGGACGAUGACAUCAAGUCUCGUGUGAAACAAAGGUUCAAACGUGAGAGCGAUGACUUCCUGGGUCAAACCAUCAUUGAAGUCCGCACUCUGAGCGGGGAGAUGGAUGUCUGGUACAACCUGGACAAGAGAACAGAUAAGUCUGCUGUGUCGGGAGCCAUCCGGAUGCACAUAAGUGUGGAAAUCAAAGGGGAGGAGACUGUAGCUCCUUACCAUGUCCAGUACACAUGUCUACAUGAGCAUCUGUUCCAGUACACCACUGAGGAGCAGAACGGCGGUGUAGUAAAAAUCCCUGAUGCCAAAGGAGAUGAUGCCUGGAAGGUGUAUUUUGAGGAGACGGCUCAGGAGAUAGUGGAUGAGUUCGCCAUGAGAUACGGAGUAGAGUCCAUCUACCAGGCCAUGACCCACUUUGCCUGCUUAUCGUCCAAGUACAUGUGCCCAGGAGUGCCCGCUGUGAUGAGCACCCUGCUGGCCAACAUCAACGCUUACUACGCCCACACCACCCAGUCGUCCAACAACGUUUCUGCCUCGGACAGAUUUGCUGCAUCAAACUUUGGCAAGGAGAGGUUUGUCAAACUGCUGGAUCAGCUGCACAACUCCCUGAGGAUCGACCUGUCCAUGUACCGGAAUAACUUCCCGGCCAGCAGUCCUGAACGACUACAAGAUCUCAAGUCUACUGUUGAUCUCUUGACAAGCAUCACAUUCUUCAGGAUGAAGGUCCAGGAGCUGCAGAGUCCCCCGAGGGCGAGCCAGGUGGUGAAGGACUGCGUGAAAGCGUGUCUCAACUCCACCUACGAGUAUAUCUUCAACAACUGCCACGACCUCUACAAUAGGGAAUAUCAGACAGACCCUGCAGUGCCUCCAGAUGAGCAGGGUCCCAACAUCAAGAACCUCGACUUCUGGUCCAAACUCAUCACUCUCAUCGUCUCCAUUAUAGAAGAGGACAAAAACUCCUACACGCCUUGUCUUAAUCAGUUUCCCCAGGAACUGAAUGUGGGCAAGAUUAGCGCUGAGGUCAUGUGGAAUAUGUUUGCACAAGAUAUGAAAUAUGCCAUGGAGGAGCACGAGAAGAACCGCCUGUGUAAAAGUGCAGAUUAUAUGAACUUGCACUUCAAGGUAAAGUGGCUCUAUAAUGAAUACUGCAAGGAGCUGACCACUUUCCAGAAGCACGUCCCUGAAUAUCCAGCCUGGUUUGAGCCAUUUGUCAUCAUGUGGCUGGAUGAAAAUGAGGAGGUGUCCAGAGAUUUUCUUCAUGGAGCCCUGGAGAGGGACAAAAAAGACGGGUUCCAGGUCACAUCAGAGCACGCUUUGUUCUCCUGCUCGGUGGUGGACGUGUUCUCUCAGCUCAAUCAAAGCUUUGAAAUCAUCCGCAAACUGGAGUGUCCUGACCCGCAGAUUGUUGGGAACUACAUGAAGAGAUUCGCCAAGACCAUCGGCAAUGUCCUGUUGUCUUAUGCUGACAUCAUACAGAAAGACUUCCAUAAUCAUGUCAAGAAGGAGAAAGUGCCGUGUAUCAUCAUCAAUAACAUCCAGCAGCUCAGGGUCCAGUUGGAGAAGAUGUUUGAGGCCAUGGGAGGCAAAGAUCUCAACUUGGAUGCCAGUGACUUCCUGAAGGAGCUGCAGAACAAACUCAACAGCGUCAUGGACGACCUCAGCCGCAUAUUUGCAGUCAGUUUCCAGCCCCAGAUUGAGGACAACGUGAGGCAGAUGGGGGAUAUCCUGGCUCAAGUCAAAGGUCAGACUGUACCAGCCAAUGGCAGCGUGGUUCAGGAGGCCGACAACGUCCUACAGCCCAUCAUGGACUUCCUGGACAGCAAUCUGUCGCUGUUUGCCAAGAUCUGUGAAAAGACCGUCCUGAAGCGAGUGCUGAAAGAGCUUUGGAAACUGGUGAUGAACACAAUGGAAAAAACGAUUGUUCUUCCAACCCUCACUGAUACGUCGCAAGGGACCCAGAUGAUCUUCAAUGCUGCUAAGGAGCUGGGCCAGCUUUCUAAGCUCAAGGAGCACAUGGGGCGAGAGGAGGCCAAAGCUCUGACUCCUAAACAGUGUGCCGUUAUAGAGCUGGCACUGGACACCAUUAAGCAAUACUUUCAUGCUGGUGGCGUUGGCCUGAAGAAAACCUUCUUGGAGAAGAGUCCAGACCUGCAGUCUCUGCGCUACGCCUUGUCUCUGUACACACAGGCCACGGACAAACUCAUCAGGAAGUUUAUCCUCUCGCAGAACGCUCAGGCAUCUAGCGUGGACUCAGUUGGCGAAGUGAUCAUGACCGUGGAUAUCUUACCCCAACCGAAUGGAGAACACAAGAUCAAUGUCAAAGUGGUUGCUGCGAAUGACCUGAAGUGGAGGGCGCAGGGCUUCAGGCCUUUCGUGGAGGUUUACAUCAUCGGCCCUCACCUCAGUGACAAGAAGAGGAAAUUUGCCACCAAGUCCAAGAACAACGCCUGGUCUCCGAAGUUCAGCGAGAGCUUCCAGUACUCCCUCGGCACGGAGGCGGGUCCCGAGAGCUACGAGCUGCAGGUGUGCGUGAAGGACUACUGCUUCGCCCGGGAGGACCGCACCGUGGGCAUGGCCCUGCUGCAGGUGAAGGCCAUCGCCAGCAAGAGCAGCAUCACCUGCUGGAUGCCGCUGGGACAGCGUGUCCACAUGGACGAGACGGGCCUGACGGUGCUGCGCAUCCUCUCCCAGCGCAACAACGACGACGUGGCCAAGGAGUUUGUGAAGCUGAAGUCGGACCAGCGCUCGGCCGAGGAGGGCCGCAGCUGA
This is a messenger RNA of Limanda limanda (common dab), 5529 nucleotides long. Its product is annotated as protein unc-13 homolog A-like. Gene Ontology annotation, cellular component: presynaptic active zone cytoplasmic component; terminal bouton; neuromuscular junction. The transcript has 39 exons. Gene Ontology annotation, molecular function: calcium ion binding; calmodulin binding; phospholipid binding. NCBI's taxonomy places the organism in Eukaryota, Metazoa, Chordata, Actinopteri, Pleuronectiformes, Pleuronectidae. Gene Ontology annotation, biological process: neuromuscular junction development; presynaptic dense core vesicle exocytosis; synaptic vesicle priming. Bases 1 to 5529 code for a protein of 1842 amino acids. The record is from RefSeq and is a predicted model, not a curated record.